Galleria mellonella (greater wax moth) is the source of this 8612-nucleotide messenger RNA. RefSeq lists its product as uncharacterized. Gene Ontology annotation, molecular function: monocarboxylic acid transmembrane transporter activity. NCBI's taxonomy places the organism in Eukaryota, Metazoa, Arthropoda, Insecta, Lepidoptera, Pyralidae. Gene Ontology annotation, biological process: monocarboxylic acid transport; transmembrane transport. The transcript has 9 exons. The record is from RefSeq and is a predicted model, not a curated record. Bases 357 to 2081 code for a protein of 574 amino acids.
UAUAUUGCCGAUUUUUUGUUUUGAUUAUUUUUCUAUAGUUCUUACUAGGUUAAUAUAUUUCUUAUUCGUGUUAUUUUAUAAAGUGUAAGUGAAACAAGUAACUACAGUAAUUCUAACAAAAGUUAUACUAGCGCAGUUCAAAAAAAAAAAUUACACUGUUGUGUCCGUUCAGCAAGUGAAACUGUUUUCUUUCUUUGUUUUAUUUGACUAUUGUAGAAAGUGAAAUGAUUUUUUAAUUUUUAUGAUUCGAUUUCUACGGGAAAAUAUUUUUGAAACGAAUAAAUUGUGACGUCUAUGGUGCCCUUUACGCGUUACCAUUCUUGAGAAUUAAGGUACACAGGUGACAAAGGCUCAAAAUGACGGUGGAGAAAACAAAAGGGACAACGCCAAAAUUGCCGCCGGCAACGAAGAAGGUGGCCCCAGAUGGCGGCUGGGCGUGGAUGGUCUGUUUGGGAGUCAGUAUCGUAAAUUUUUCAACGCGUUCACUCGAGCCCUCAUUUGGUCUUCUCUUCAAAGACCUGUUAGAUGAUCUCGGAGUCCAUACCACUGGUGCAUCAGUCAUUGCCAGUACCUUGGAUUCCGUUGUUAAUUUCUCCGGCUUCUUUGUGGGACCGGUUAUCAAGACCUUCUCGUAUCGGAAGGUGUGCGUGGUGGGUUCUGCUAUAUGCGCGUUGGGUCUCCUGUUUACAGCACCAGCGAACAGCAUGGGUCAUAUAUUAGCUACAUACAGUAUUAUAGGAGGGUUUGGAGUCGGUCUCGCGUCCUCUUCCUCGUUCGUUUCACUCAAUCAUUAUUUCUCAAAGAAGCGAGGGCAAGCGGUCGGGCUGUCGAUGGCGGGGACCGGUUUCGGUCUGAUGGUGAUGCCUCAACUAGUCAAGUUGUUAUUGGGAGAGUACGGAUUCCGGUGGACAGUGGUCAUACUGGGAGCGUUGGCCUUCCACGCAGUGCUCGGAUCCUGUUUGCUGCAACCUGUAAAAAGACAUCUAAUUGAAGUACCGGUUGACUGUGAGCUUCAGGCUGUUAAGGAAAUGGAAUGUAUAUUUGAGAGUGAUGAAGAAAACGAGGACAAAUUUGAGAUAAAUCCUCUUGUCAAUCCUAUACCAAAAUUUACGACGCAGCGGUCACAUGGCAAUAUGAACCACCCGUCAGUCCGAACCAUUGGCCUGCCAAGAGCGAAGACUUGCGAUAAACCAUUGCAAGACUUUGAAAAGAAUUCAAAGUUGGGGCUGGGGUUGACGACCGCGGCGUCGGUUGCUGCGAUGCCGAGGGUGACAUCUAGUGGUAGUAUGAGUGAAGCGGCCAGGAGACGGAAGGUGUCUGUGAUAUCCAACAUAUCUAAUAUGGACUUCACUGGCAGUUAUUUGCAACUGUAUCUUGAUACAGCUGAUGAUGAAGCCAUACAAAUGAAGACCAUUAAGAAAGUCGAGCCAGAAGUAGAAACAGAAAAGAAGGGCUUCAUUAGGAAGUUUAUUGCUUUAAUGGAUCUAGAUCUAUUGAAAGACUGGUCUUUUUUGAACCUUUUACUUGGUCUCUCUCUGUUUUGGAGCGGGGAAUUACAAUUUAGGAUGUUAACGCCAUUUUUUAUUAGGAGUCUCGGAUACAAUAUGAACGAUACGGCGUUUUGUUUGUCUAUGACGGCCAUAACGGAUAUAUUGGUGCGUUUGGUGCUACCGCCGAUAUUUGACAGGACUACUAUAUCUAAGAAAAUGAUAUUCUUCGUGUCUUCAUUCUUCUUGGCUGUGACUCGUUCUGUGUUAGCGCAUCAAUCUGAAUGGGUGCCACUUAUGAUUUGGCUAUCUAUUUGCGGUUUUUUCCGUGGCAUGUGUCUAAGCAACUUCACGCUCACAAUAUCGGAAUACUGUCCUCUGGAGAAGCUACCGGCCGCCUUCGGUCUUCACAUGGUUAGCAAGGGCGUGUUUGUUGUUGCAAUCGGUCCCAUUAUUGGUUACGUGAGGGAUGCCACAGACAGUUUCACGAUGUGUAUUUUAGUCCAGAAUGCGUUGAUUAUGUCUUGUGUUGUAGUAUGGGCUAUAGAGUACGCAUUAAUAUUCACACGUCGCCGUAAAGUCGUGCAGAUAUAACUUAGUAAUCUAUUUAUGUUACUUAAAUAUUUAUAUGCCUAGCAGUUUAGGUUAUACAAUGGAAAAUAGUAAGUAGAUGGAAUAUACUUAAACUAUCCAGUCUUAAAAUCUAUCAUGACGUAUUAACCAUGACGAGAUCUUGUUACUGUACACGACAAAUGGAAAAUUAAUAUUAUUAUUAUAAAAUAUACAAGGCAAAAUUGAAAUCGUAAGCUACUGUUUAAAAUAGUGUUAUACCAUUGAAACGGAACAUUUUCGCCAAAGAAACAUGGCGAAACAUGAAACAUUUCUUCUAUUCUCUAUUAUUUUUACGUUUUUUUCAUUCUUUUGUGAUGUAAAGAUAAACUUAUUAUGUGAUAAAAUGGCUAGUGUUACUCAAUGUCGAAUGUUUUGUCUUUACAAAUUUUUUUAAUAUUCGUAAUAUUUGUCGUAUAGUAACGAGAUUGCAUAUGAUUAGUUACAGAUUUCAUUAUGAAACUGUUGUAUUUGGAACGAAAUUUUAUACAGUGACAUUAUACCUCGUCUAUAUUUUUACAUGAUUACGUACUUUAAUAUUAAGCUAUAAGCGAAAUAAUCCCUAAUGUAACCGAAUUAUUUUAUAUAUUAUUGUUUCAUUAUAUUUAUUGCGGUGCAUCAGAUUAUUUUAUUAUAUUUCGUAACAAAAAGAUGAUUUAAUAACUUUGAAAUUAAUAUUGAAGAUAGUGAAUUUAUGUGUGUCUCUUAUUAUAUAUUUAAUAUCCAGUGAACGAUUAAGGAUGAAUAUUCAAAUUAUACGCUACAGAUACAUUCUAAAUGUAACUUUUGGACACAUUAAUUUUAACAGUAAUAUUUUUAGAUGGCUGUUUGUAGUUUUGAAACUUUUUAUGUAGUUUGUAAUUAUGUAGUAAGUUAAUAGGUGAUCUAUGAUGGUGAACAUUCUUAAAAUUAUAUACUAAAACACUAUCAGUGGUAUAUUAUACUAUCCAAUAUAUAGAUUUGUAUUUAAACAAUUUUAUCACUUUAUUUAACUAAUAAGGCACUUUUAAUAACAGAAAAAUAUUUUGUACUUAUAGUUUAUGGAGAAACGAUUGAAAUCACUUAUUGUCUCCAAUUUGUACUUAUAUAUUUAAUUUAUAUAUUCUAUAUGUUUGAUAGUGUAAUGAGACUCUUAAAGAAAAUAUUGAAUAAUUGGCUAUAAUAUGAAAAUUUAUAGCUAGUCUAAUAAUAGUCAGGGCCUGUUUUAAGAUUAUUGUUUAUGAAUUUCAAAGGUAUAGUCUUAUGUUAAAAUGUCUGUUUAAAGUAGAAUUUCUUUAAGUAGACAAAACUAACGAAAUCAUAUAACCAUACCAUAAAUCUACAAAAUCAAAUCAGUAGAUAUCUUACAUUAAAAAGAGAACAUGGUGUAUAAAAAAGUCUCAAAAUGUAAACAAAAUUGGUGAACAUUCCAUUCACAUUGUAUUAAGUACAGUGCUCUCUAAUUAAUGCCGAAAUUUCUUGUCUACUUUUUUUUGUAAUACGAUGGGUCAGUCUGGUGUAGAAUAUUUAAAUAUAAUUUUCUAAAACUGUUUAAAAGAAUGACUUGCUACUGUUUUUAAUACCAGUGGCAGGAUGUUGCGCGUUAACAAUAUUGUAAUUUAAAAUGACUAAACGCAGAAGAUGGAUUUGUCAUUUUAAAUUCCAAGAUUGUUAAUACACAAAAUUUGUGACGUUAUCAGUAAAAGUUAGCUUUUUUUAUCAAUUCUAUUCAAAGCUAUUUCCUGAACUACACAUUUAUCUAAGUGCGUAAGAAACAAAUAUACCUUACUUGUUUGGUAUAUCAUAUAUAUAUAUACACCAUGUCCCUUGUAUAUAUAUCGGUGAAGACAAUCAAAAUGACAAAAUAGGUCCUUGAAUUUUUAUUAUACUGCCAUUGUUAUUUCAAAGAUUAUUCAGUCGCCUCUGUAAGAAUUGUACUCUUAAUACCUUACUAAUAAAUCUCCAUAAUUUCUUUUGUUACUUGGCAUAUUUAGUUAAUUAUAUAUGUAUGUCCUUAUCGAAAUUAGUACGUUAUUUAACACUAAGACACUAAAACGACAAUAUAUAAUCAAUUUAAAUAAUAAAAAACUUGUCAUUCCAUUUACGUAUUUCUUCUUUUUAAACAUAUUAAUUUCGAUAAUAAAACAUUCCAAGAUUUGUUUACUAAAUAUGCAAAGUAAGAAAAACCAAGUACUUAUAUUAGUUCUUGUAACUAAAUCGAAUAUAUUUGCGUCCUUUCAGUCAAUUCCAUACUAUUUGAAAGUGACAGUGUCAUCUGUGUAUAACAUAUUGUUUUUAUUAGUAAGGGGUUUGUCUGCGAGUGUAAGUUUAUCAGUACAAGUAUUAGAAAAUUGUAAUAGGAAAUAUGGAUAAUUACUAAUAAGUUUGUUGGGUUAUUAUUUAACAUUUGUACGGUAAUAUUACUAACUGAACUAAUGCAUUACUAAUAAUAGUUUGGUAAUUUAGUUGACUGACUGUCUAGCGAAUAAAAUGUACUAUCUGUCACAAAGAAAUAUAUUUAGGAUUAAUAAUUUGGCGCUGACAACUCAAAGAUUUCUAUGCAUUUACUAUAUUCAUAGUAUAUAUUAUAACAACAGAAAACAAACUAAUAAUAGGAUUCUCAAUUGUUUAUUAUAUACUUAACGUUUUUAAAACCAUAUUAUAGGAAUUUUAGUAAGCUAUAUAUACCUUACGCAUGUAAGGUAGACAUAGACAACAAAAGCACCUUAGUCUAAUAUUUUAAAGAAUUAUAUUGGAAAAAAAACAUUUUUAACUACUUCUAAAAUAGACGUUUUAAUUUUUCUAUGAAUAAGAGCAAUAAACUGUGAAUUAUAGAUAUCCAUGCAACUUAGAAAGUAGCAUAUUUCCUAUCACAAUUUAUAUUUACAUAUUUUUACAUAACCAACUUAUCAGCAGUGUUUGUAUAUUUUCGUCUUCCAAUAAUAUCCUUGUAGGCUCUCUUAGUCAAUCAAUAUUGCAGUGUGCGCUUCAAUGUGUGAUUUUUAUGACCAAAUAUAUCGAGUACUUACUAACAUUUUAUAAAUAUGUACAUUUAUCCUUGUAAGUGUACAGUACUUGUGUGACGUGACGUAUAAAGGCAACUCCUAUAUAUAGGGUGCCGUUUCAAAAUGUAUGUUGUAUUUUUGUACUUAUUUAAAUAUAUGUGUCUUUAUUAAAUCAAUUUACGAAAAGUAUGUGCCAAUUGUACAUAAGUCGAUAUUUAUAUAUCUUCCAUUUGAAAUCGUAGCCGUGUAAUAUAUAUAUGUAUUAAUAUACCAUAUAAAGUAGACUUCCAAUAUUUUAAACAUAGAAAAUUAUUUUUGUUUAAUUUUUAAAUAAUGUAUAUUAUAUUUUGGAAUUAUGGGGUGCAAGUGUUGAUACAAUCAUUUAUCGCCUUAUUUUUGUGUAUAUAUAUGCCUCUAUGUAAACUAUAGUGUAUGUAAAUGACAGUACCGCGUCGCUUUAUCUGUGGCGUCAGAAUUUUCAGUACCGUUUCUAAUGGCAGUGAUAUUUUUUUAAUCUUGUUUUAAUCCAUACGUAGAUUUAACAAGGCGCUAUUACGUAGAGUGAGAGAACUAGUUUAUUUUUUAUUUUGUUCAUUUAAUUUCGAGACUUAACUAGAUUUCAAUAUUUCAAUUAAAUACAUACCUGAUUUUAUUGACUACGUUUGGACAUGGAAAUGUUAUUAAAAUUGAAAAGUAAAUUUAUUAAAUAAAUCAUUAUUUAAAUGUUGGCUUUAUCCACUUAAAUAUAAAGUUGAAUUUUCCGUGGCGUAAACAUCACUCAGUAUGCCUUACGACUUUUAUUUAUUAGCUUCUACGUCGUUUUGUCGACUCUAACAUAUUUUUUUUUCUAAUUCAACACAUAUACGAAGUGACGCGGGACUGUUAAUUUAUGUGUAUAUUAUAUAUACAAUAAAUUUAUUAAUAUAAUAUAUAGAAGAAAUUGUAAAGUGGAACGUAUUUGUAAAGAGGCUUGGUGCUCCCUUUAUUCUUGAGAUAGUAUUUUUUAACAUCAAAACACGUGAAGAGUCUUGUUAGUUUAAAAAAAAAAUUAUGUAUGGUUUUCAUGAUAAAAAUGUAUGUGAGCUUUAAUAUGCGAAGCGUAAUUUGUUAUGUGAUAUAAAUAUAUUAGGUGAACAAUUAAAUAAUGUUUGUUUUUGACAUGAGUUUGAUCAGCUUGUAUAUUGAAUUUAUCAUAUAUUAAUUUGGGUAUAUAUUUUUUUAUAUUAAAUAUUUAUAUUUGUAAAUGUUUUUAUAACUUGUGGAACGAGUUGUCGGUAUCAUAAUACAAUGCACCCAUGACAUCUGGUUUGAGUUCGUAAUAAUAUGCCGUAUAUAACAGAAUACAUUCUUUUGUACGCUUUGUGUUUAUGAGUCAAUCAAAUAGAGCUAUAGCUCGUACUAGCACUUUGCGAUACAUGAUGAAGUUUGAUUAAAACACCUAAAAUAUAUUACAAUAACAGUUUAUAGUUUGUAUGAUCUAGGGAUGGGGAAUAUAUAGCAAUAUCUAUAUCGUCAUAGUCGUAGAAUACUGACGGAUAUAUAUAUGUAAUCUUUGUCAGAUCCGUCAGUAUUCUACGACUAUGAUGAUAUAUUGCAAAUAUAAUAUCUAUAUAUUUGCCUCGUAACGGAUAUAUUAAAUAUUGAUUAUCCAAUUUAUAAUAUCGACAUGAAGAACUCGAUCGUAAUGACUAUAGAUAUCCGACUAAUACUGGCGAUAUCAAAAUGGGUGAUGACCUUUUUAUCUGUCAUCAAUGUCCAGAGAAACACAUUAUGUAGAUAUCGUGGUGUUACCGAUUUUACCCAUACCUAGUAUGAACUAUAUGGAUGGGAGUGUAACACAGGUUUAUAUAAACAGGGUUUCAGAUAAACUCUUAAAUUCUCUCAAACAGAGACUAAGGUCUUAAAAACAUGAAAGCUUUAUUACCUUUACAUACUUAAAUUAUUUAAACAAGUAAUUGCCACUUCAAAUUACUAAUUGUUAAGUCAUCGCUUAAUGGAAUUACAGUGAUUUAUUUUAUAACUUUAUAAUAUUCGUAUCAUAGGUUACGAUAGAAAUCAUAAGUUACGAUAGAAAUCAUUGCCAAUUUUUAAAAGCCGUGUUCUAUCAGUGAAACUGGUGAAAUUGAAUAUUUGUUCCAAAGAAAAUAUUAACAUUAACAUACAUUAAUAGCUGUUAGUAUGGAGGGCGUAAAUGUUUUAGACCUACAUAUAUUUCUUUAUAAAGCUUUACUGUCAUUCCUAAGAUUUCAUUCUAUAAAUACUAAUGGUAUGUGAUUAAAAAUUAUCAAAGUGAUUGUUAACAGUAGGUAUGAUUUUCCGACAAUGAACUAAUCAUAAAACAUAUCUCUAGCACAAUACCUCACAUUCAUACUAAAUUUGGAGACAUAGUUAAACUUCGUUGGAAUUUUAAAACGGUUUUCAUGCUUUUGUAGAAAGGGAUGAAAAUUUAAGCCCAACAGGGCUUGAAUACAUUGAAAAAAUUAACUCUGGAACACCAGAAUUAAUUUUUUCAAUGUAAUAUUUUAUUAAAGAGAUUGCAGGAUGAACGUUAUUUAGAAUUUGAAUUAAUUACCUGAACAUACAGUAUGUUCAAAGUUUUAUGUCGGUUAUAAAGUGGCAGAUUAUUGAUUAGGUAUUUUAUGUUUGUAAUAGCAAUAAAUUACUAUUUGCCUUGUGUAUAACGAAUCAUAAGAAAAGUAUUUUUCUAUCUAUGGUAUAUUUGGAUGGAAAAAUUAUGUUGUUAUUGAUGUUUUGUUGUAAUGUCUACAAUUUAACAAGUGACAGGUACGAUCAUAUCUAAGAACAUACAAAAAUUUGUACGACCUUGUUUUAUAAGAGUCCGAAGUUUCUCGUAGUGAGGAAUCGUUAGAAUUAUCAGACUUUGAUGUCGCAAAUCCUUAGCAUCUGUUCACACAGAGAGGCGUAUUAUAGGCUCGGAUUCGAUUGGUGGCGAUCAAGACGUUUCAGUUACGUAAGAGUACGGUUAAAGCGAAUGCACAUAAUGUAAAAUAAUAAAGCAUUCUGACUUACAACUUGUUUCGAGCUAUUUGCCCUUUUUUAUCUUAUUUGGUUUUCACUCAUAUUUUAAAACAAGUAAUAUAAAUUUUUCGUCAUUCAUAUUUAUAUUUCGAUACGUAAUAAAUUCUUUUUUUAUAUUCUACUGUGUUCGGCACACGUGGACGUAAACGGUGACGGUCGACUCUUUGUUUAUAACAAAAGAAGUGUAAAAAGAAAAUAUCAGUGAUUUAAAACUAUUAAACGCGAUCAAGAUCUGCUGUCCUCUCUGAGCCGGUCUGUGUGAAUGAAUGUUUAUAGUGUGAUUUUUUUUAAAUUCAGAAUUUUUGUUGUUUGUUAUGUUUUGUUACCUUUGUUCCAAGUAAUAACAAAUGUUGAAUACGAUAUAGUGCAAGAUUUUAUUUGAUAAUAAAAUGUAGCCAGAUUUGGAUAAUUAUCUUAAGUAUGUAUGGUAUGCAAAGCAUAUUGAGCGUGAAUGAAAAAGACAAUUGAAUAAAUUAAUAACCGGUUACCUAAA